AGCAAUCCCAAAAACAGUCAAAGAGGAGUAAAGUAAGAUACAGAAAUUUCCAGGAAAAUGGCCAUCAGGGACGAGGUGAGGACUCCAGUCCAGGGAGCCUGCUGGCCAGGCUGCUGCCACAGCCCUCCUGCCUGGGAGACCAGACACGGCUCUGAACACCUCUAGUCUGUGUGUGACCCCGCAAAGCCAUGUGGCUGCGGCUGGUGGCCCUCGUGGGUCUGUACUACCUGGUGCGCUGGUACCGGGAGAGGCAGGUGGUGAGCCAGCUCCUGGACAAGUUCGUCUUCAUCACGGGCUGUGACUCGGGCUUCGGGAACCUGCUGGCCAGACAGCUGGACAGGAGGGGCUUGAGGGUGCUGGCUGCGUGUCUGACGGAGGAGGGGGCCGAGCAGCUGAGGCGCCAAACAUCGGACAGGGUGGAGACGGUGAGCCUGGAUGUCACCAAGACCGAGAGCGUCGCGGCCGCCGCCCAGUGGGUGCAGGAGCGCGUGGGAGACCGAGGGCUCUGGGGCCUGAUGAAUAACGCUGGCAUCUCCAUGCCCACGGCCCCCAACGAGUGGCUGACCAAACAGGACUUUGUGGACGUGCUCAACGUGAACCUGCUGGGGACGAUCGAGGUGACCCUGAGCCUGCUGCCCGCAGUGAGGAGGGCCAGGGGCCGCGUGGUCAACGUCUCCAGCGUGAUGGGCCGCCUGUCGCUGUUUGGUGGCGGCUACUGCAUCUCCAAGUACGGUGUAGAGGCCUUCUCGGACUCCCUCAGGUAUUGGGCGGGGUUGGGGCCCCUCCCUGGGUCCUAUUCCUGUUCUGUGGAAACCACUUCCUGAGCUUUCCAUAAAUCACAGAGGUAGAAGCCCCCUCUUGAGGGCAAGGCCGGCUCUGGCAUGUGAUCCAACAGUUGAAUCUCCUGACUUCUGUUUGUGCACACGCAGGACACCUGGGGGCAAGCCCAGGAACAAAACUCAGGAAGUGAAAAGCGCAGCCGUGGCGUGCAUUCACGCUGUGCCUGUCGGUGCUGUUGCACUGCUGGCCAGAGAGGCAGGGCACUGUGACGGUCCCGGCCCAGCCUGCGCUGCUGGGCUCCCUAGUGGAGGACACACACCAUAUAGGACCUCCAACACGACCCACAGAGUGCAACUCAGGGAACAACUAGGUGAGAUGGCCUGAGGUAGAAGUCAGUUGGCUGGGUCAGGUCCCCAUCUCCCCCUCAGGGCAGCGCCCCUCCCAAGCCCAGCCUUCUCCUCAACAAGGGUCUGUCAGAACGGGGGACCUGAGCAGGGGCAGGGGGGUCCCUUCAGGGGCCUGGGGCUGUCACGGAAGCGCAUCUCCUCCUUCCUUCCCUCCCUGAGGGGCGAGGGUCCCUGAGCGCCCAGCACAAACCUCUUCCCUCCGGGCCCUAGACAGGCGCGGCGGGCUGGGCAGGGGUCUCUUGUCUCUGGGACCCAUCGCACACUUGGUGGGGGCUGCGGGCUGCAGGGCGGCGCCCAGGUCUGGCGAGGCGCCCCUUCGCGCCCUUCCAGCUCCGACACUGCCCCCUUCCCCUGCGAAGCCCCAGCCAA
Lepus europaeus (European hare) is the source of this 1556-nucleotide messenger RNA. RefSeq names its product retinol dehydrogenase 16-like. Gene Ontology annotation, molecular function: oxidoreductase activity. Bases 189 to 824 code for a protein of 211 amino acids. The record is from RefSeq and is a predicted model, not a curated record. The transcript is spliced from 2 exons. Lineage: Eukaryota; Metazoa; Chordata; Mammalia; Lagomorpha; Leporidae.